Sorex fumeus (smoky shrew) is the source of this 1439-nucleotide messenger RNA. It is a transcript of the gene NEMP1, whose product is annotated as nuclear envelope integral membrane protein 1. The record is from RefSeq and is a predicted model, not a curated record. The transcript has 9 exons. Gene Ontology annotation, cellular component: nuclear envelope. NCBI's taxonomy places the organism in Eukaryota, Metazoa, Chordata, Mammalia, Eulipotyphla, Soricidae. Bases 7 to 1341 code for a protein of 444 amino acids.
GCGACCAUGGCGGGAGGAAUGAAAGUGGCGGUCUCUCCGUCAGUUGGUGCCGGGCCUUGGGGCUGGGGGGCCGGGGGCCGGGGGGCAGUGUGGCUGCUCCUGGUUUUCUCCGGCUGCUUGGUCUGCGGCUCAGCUGGAAUUGAUGUAAAUCUGGUCAUGCUCCAGGAAUCCCAAGUUCAUAAUAGCAAUACCAACCAACAAUUCUGUUACAAAAAUGUGUUUGUCCCAAAGUGGCAUGAUAUAUGGACGCGGAUACAGAUUCGAGUCAACAGUUCCAAACUGGUACGAGUUACCCAGGUGGAAAAUGAGGAUAAACUGAAGGAGCUGGAGCAGUUUAGUAUCUGGAAUUUUGUUUCUUCCUUUUUAAAAGAGAAAUUAAAUGACACCUAUGUUAACGUGGGUCUAUACAGCACAAAAACCUGCCUCAAGGUUGAUAUUUUGGAGAAUAACACCAAGUACAGUGUUGCUGUCACCCGGAAAUUUGACUCCAAACUCUUCCUCAUUUUCCUCCUUGGACUUAUGCUAUUUUUUUGUGGAGACCUGCUCAGCAGAAACCAUAUCUUCUACUAUUCCACUGGGAUGAGUGUCGGAAUUGUAGCUUCUCUACUAAUCAUCAUUUUCAUACUGUCUAAAUUCAUGCCAAAGAAAAGUCCCAUUUAUGUCAUCCUGGUGGGAGGCUGGUCCUUUUCUUUGUACCUCAUUCAACUAGUUUUUAAAAAUUUACAAGAGAUCUGGAGGUGUUACUGGCUGUAUCUUUUAAGCUAUAUCCUCAUAGUUGGAUUCAUGAGUUUUGCAAUCUGCUACAAAUAUGGACCAUUGGAAAAUGAACGAAGUAUCAACUUGCUUACCUGGACCUUGCAGCUGAUGGGCCUAUGUUUCAUGUAUUGUGGUAUCCAGAUUCCACAUAUUGCCCUUGCCAUUAUCAUCAUUGCACUGUGCACUAAGAACCUGGAGUACCCUAUUCAAUGGCUGUAUAUUACCUACAGAAAGGUGCGUAAGGCCACAGGAAAGACUGUCCCUCCUCGUCUCCUGACAGAAGAAGAGUAUCGGCUACAGGGGGAGAGAGAGACCAAAAAGGCUUUAGAAGAUCUUCGAGAAUAUUGUAACAGCCCAGACUGCUCUGCUUGGAAGACUAUUUCUCGAAUAAAGUCUCCAAAGAGAUUUGCUGACUUUGUGGAAGGCUCUUCCCACCUCACACCAAAUGAAGUUUCUGUUCAUGAGCAGGAGUUUGGAUUAGGAAGCAUUCUUUCUCAGGUGGAUAUCUCUGAAGAAACCUCUUCUGAGGAGGAGAAUUCUGAAUUUUGGCCCCCCACUAUCACACAAAAUGAUUUCCUGACCUAAGUAAUGGUCAGAAUUUUUAUGUGGACUGACUUGGUACCUCAAGGUCCAGGUUGCAUAUCUCGUGCAAUUGUUUCUCAACUUUUAAAUUGGGUAAGAUU